Agelaius phoeniceus (red-winged blackbird) is the source of this 5936-nucleotide messenger RNA. The record is from RefSeq and is a predicted model, not a curated record. Lineage: Eukaryota; Metazoa; Chordata; Aves; Passeriformes; Icteridae.
GAGGAUACACUCCAGAGCCUUCUUCCCACAAACUCCCAUCACCUAGCCGUAUUGGGACCCCCAAGUGUCCCCAGGUGCCUGGCAGGAAGGCCACAUUCCCUCUGGGACCUGCAGCACCAUCCAAGGGUGGAAAAUUAAGUGGGGUGUAACACCCUGCUCCUGGUGCUCCAGCAAGAGCUCCUUCAGGGCACAGGGGACAUGGGAACUUGCCAACAGAUGGAAAAACCCCUACCUUGGGGGGAAGACCCCCCUGAUAUGCUGGCCAGCUGCAGGAGUAGACAAUGGGGCGGCCUGUGGCGUUCAAAGCCUUUGCCAUUUCUGGGUAUCCUUCGGGAGAGAAGAUGACAGCCAGUGAAGGGGUUGGCAGCAGCCCAUGUCCCAGUAGCCUUUGUCCCAGCCCACCCAGCACAGGGAAUACCAGGCUAGCCUGGCUUACUUCCUUAUACCAGCUCCAGGGCACACAAACUCCCGCCUCUUUUCCCAACAGUUGCAAUAGGAGGCACAAGGGAAGAGCUGGCUGGCCCGGUGUUGCUGCAGAGGGCCAGCUGCCCCACCCCAAGCAGCAGGGAAAGGAAUGCCAGAGGCUGGUGAACGUUUACCCUUUGCCUGCUCCUCUGUGGACGAGUAGCACCCAUCCAGCUUCAGCAUGUCUACACCCCACGCUGCAAAGGUCUGGGCAUCCUGCUUCACAUUUUCCAACAUGGUGCCUGGGUAGCCCCCACAGGUGAAGAUGCCCAGGUCACCAUAAAUGCCCAACUUCAGGCCCCUGGCAUGGACCUGUGAGGAAAACAGAGCUGCAAGGAGCAAAUGAAGGGAUCCAAGGUGUCUCCCAGGUACCAGAGUCCUCUUUUCCUUCCCAGCUCUCCCACCAUACUGGCAUGGGGACAGAGAUCCGCAGUGGCCCCAGCAGGCACUCACAUAGUCAGCCAGAGCCUUAAUUCCGCUGGGAAAUCUCUUGGGGUCGGGAACCAGCUGUCCGGCUGCAUUCCGCUGCUUGGCAGACCAGCAGUCAUCAAUGUUGAUGUACUCGUAGCCCAGCUCCCUCCAGCCAUCCUCUGCCAGCUGGUCUGCCAUCUCGAAGAAGAGCUGCUCGCUGUGGAUUGACGAGGCAUGGCAGGCUGAGACCCUGCGACCCUCGUGCCUCAGCAGAUGGUACUCAUCACGCCAAAGCCUCAGACACCCUCGGCUAGGGAGCAGCCUGGCCAAGGAAGACAGCGAGGGUUUGCAGUCUGACCUGCACAGCUGGUGGGGCGAUGAAGCUGAAUGAGCGGAGCGUGGCCCACUACGCCACCUGCGACUCGCCAGCCGACCACACCGGCUUUCUGCGCAAGCGGGUGGAGCGGCACCACCACCAUGGCACCUCCUACCAGCGCCGCUGGUUCGUCCUCAAGGGCAACCUCCUCUUCUACUUUGAGGAGCGGGAGAGCCGGGAGCCCAUGGGGCUGGUGGUCCUGGAGGGCUGCACCGUGGAGCUGUGCGAGGCCGCUGAGGAGUUUGCCUUUGCCAUCCGCUUUGAUGACGCUGGUGCCAGGGCCUAUGUGCUGGUGGCUGACGGGCAGGCUGCCAUGGAGGCCUGGGUGAAGGCACUCUCACGGGCCAGCUUCGACUACAUGCGGCUGGUGGUGAGGGAGCUGGAGAAGCAGCUGGAGGAGGCCUGCAAGAGCUUGGCUGCUUGCCGUAAGUCUCCAAGGAGGUCCUCUUCCUCUGGCAGGAAGAGGCAUCUCUCCAACCCUGCCUUGCAGCCUCUCCAGGAGAAGCCCACCACCCUGGAGAAUGGCUACUCCACAUGGAGUAGUGGUGGUUGUGUCGCUGGUGGAGCCACCUGCCCUGACCACGAUGGGGGGCAAACGAAGCCCCCGCCCCUGCCUCCACGCCGGCGCUCGGCCGCCAGCAGUGCCACAGGAUUCCCGGCACCUGGCCUCUCACCAGCCAUGCUGGAGAGCCCAGUGCCACCAGAAACCAUCUGCUUCUCCAAGCUGCACAACUGGUACGGGCAGGAGAUCGCAGUGCUGAGACGGGAGUGGCAGGAGAGGCAGAAGAGGGGACACCCAUGACUGGGGGCACAGGACACAAGUCACUGGCCAGCUGAUGCCUGGCAGCCUGUCCUGCAUGCAGGAAGAGUAAAGUGAGGGACACUGCUUGCCCCCUGCCCUCCUGAAUGGCUGAGUGUGAUGUGUGUGUGCUUCACUUGGGAGGGACUUAAAUCUCUAAACCUCACAUUUAAUUUCCACAAGGCUUUAUACAGCCAGAGAGUGUGUAACACCAGGGGAGCCACCUUUACUUAAACUCUCUCUGCUGGAAAUAGGAGCUGCCCAAAUCAGCAAUGAACCUCAGCCAACAGGCUUGGCCACUUGCUGUCCUGACACGGUGGAUGCUCUGGGUGUUUCACCCCUACCUCUCCUUCACCACUUUUUUUUGUUGUUGUUGUUUUGUUUCUCAGUGUGGAAGUUUGCUUUUGGUCAGUACUUAUUACUGUCUGUAGUCUUGUGCCAAAGUCCUUCUGCCUUUGUUCUUUUGCUACAGAUAAGGCUGGGCUCUUGUGAAGUGCCUCUGACAGGCCACUGGCCCCGGCGCGUGCCUCCAGCCUUGUGCCUCUCUCACUCCAGGACGUGUGAGCCUCUGCAGCUGUUGCUGGCACAGCAGCUGGGGCUUUUGCAUAGUUUUUUUGCUUUCAUCUGCACUAACCCUUAUUUCAGCUAAAUCCUUCAGGAUGUGGAUAUCAUGGUCUUGCAACAGUUCUCUUUAUGUGCUCAUACUCAGCAGCAAACCUGAAAUGGAGACACAGAGCUUGGCCUGAAGCCUCAGAAGGAACACCAGGAUCACCCCCGGGCUGAUCUGGACUCUGUCAAGCGGUAACCAAGCCUGCUAAUAUCUCUGGCUCAAGGUUUCCCUGUUCCUAUACAGGGAUGCUAAAGCCUCUUUGCCUGGGCAGGAGUAAAUUUCUCAGCAUUUGUUUAGACCACAGCCCCUGCAAAGUGCCAUAGAGGGCUCAGUCAGCUCAUGGGGCUGCUUGCCCAAGAGUGUCCAGAGCCGCACUCCUGCAGGGCCUCUCUCAGUGCUGUGGCUCUGCCCAGCUCCUGGCAGUGCUGCACAGUUGGAGGAGAGUCUUUGAAGGGUGGGGAGGGAGAGAGGCCUGGUCUCAGGAGGAGAAGUGAAGGUGUGGGAGUGUCCAGGCUUGCCUCUCCAGUGUCAGAGCCAUGUUGUUGCCUUCUACCAAGCCUGCACCCGGCCUGCCGGCGCUUCCCUCUGAUUUCAUGUCAGCAUUGCUUGGCUGAUCUCUGCAGCACAUCCUGUCCUCCCAGCGGGCUGGGAGGACUGCAGGGAGGGCAUGCCUGUCACCUCACUGUGAAACCACACUUGUCCAUCAGUAGGUCACAAACCUUGGCCACAAGGCACACAGUACAAGUAGGUGGGUGCCAAGUCCAGGGACUAGAACACCCUUGGGAUGGGGUUUAAAAAUCUCCCUUAUCAAGUUGCAUGCUUCCCAUCUGAAAACAUUAAACCUGUUUUUAUUGUCCUUUUUUAUUAAAGAGCUUUGCUAGGAAAGCAAAAGCCCAUUUCAGAUCAUGACUGGCUGGAACCUUUUUGGACUUAAACACACUCAGCUUCCUACUUUGCAAUGGCCUGUAGAGAUAGCCAAUGCAGAAAUCAAAUUAAUUCUGUUAACUCUUGGUGCCUUUUAAAAUAUGUCUCUGGUAGUUUUGGAUGAUGAGCUUCCAGCCUCCUGCCUAAUUAUAGCUCGAUGGUAUAUUAGAGGAAAUCAGAUCUUAAAUUAGAUCUUACAAAUGACUUUGGGCAGUGAGAAUGUAACCUUCACUUGGGAGUAACACAAUCCAGUCCUCUCCAGCUCAGGGUUGUAUUACUUCACAGCAAGGGUCUUUAAGUUUGGGAGGAUUCUUUUUCUUCUGCUUUUGUGAAAAUAGUUCAGAAAGAUUGGGAGCAGGUGGCCAUGGGGCAAGGCCCUGGCUUCCUCAGCACCUUAGCUGGUUGGACAUAGGGGCCAUUUCUGCCUCCCUAUCCUGCUGGUUGAAAAGUUCGGUACUGCAGCAUUCCUGGCUGCAAAUGUGUCCCUUUUCCCAUGCCAGGUCAGCAGCAUCAGGGGAUUGCACUACCUGGUGCCUCCUUGCUCUGAGCAUGGGUAUUUUGGGACCAAGGUCAAAUUUGUUAAGCAUUUUCCUGUGGUUAUAUUUUUUUAAUGUAAUACAGAGAGAAUAUUCCUGAUGUCUCAGAUUAACGUAAGGCAGAUUGACAGUAAAGACCCAACUUCCAAAACAAAUCAAAAUGUAGUGGCAGUUCCUACAUGAGACCCAAGAAUUGGGAGUGACUUGAAAGGGAAGAUAAAUUAACAAAGCCAGUUCUGUCAGAACUGAAUUUGAGACAGUAUUAUUCAUUUAAGGGCAGUUUCACUUUUAAGAAGCUUAGUGUGUUUUAAUAAGCCAGGAUUGUGCUCGUAACACUACUAAAGAGCUUAUAUUUAAUGCUUUAAUCUGUCCCAUUCAAACAGCACAAUUUCCACGCUACCUACCUUUGCGUUAGCCCAUAUCCCAGCUAAAUCCCAAAUCCUGCAAAUGAGGCACUGCGCUCUGCUUCCCAUCUCAUUGUGUUUGGAAUCAUUCUGUGUUUAAUUCUGCAGUGCUGACAAGAAAAUGGCUGAAUCCCGAUCCACAUUUAUGCUCAGCCCAGCCAUCCAUGCCUGGGCCUUUUGAUGGGCUUGAUCAGGGUUUCCUCACCCUCCCACUGUUGUAGCAGCCAUGUUGGAGCCUUGCCCAAAUUUGUGUAGGAGUACAGGUUUUUUAAUGAUCACUGCCACUUGCUUCAUUAGUCAGGAAGCACCUGAGUGCUGCUGUGCUUCCUCAGAGAUGGGGCUAUGGAGCCAGCCCAGCUGAAUUGCUUGUGCUGGCAGUGCCUUUGAAGCAGCCCCCAGGCAGGAGGUCGGGAUUUCAGCUUCCUGGGGUUGAACAUUCAGCUGGCUAAUGGAGCAGCCUGUCUGUCUUUCUGCAGGCAGAGGUUGUUACAGGAAAGGCAGAGAGUUUUCAUUGCACAUUGUCCCUGCCAGCAAAAUAAGGCUGAUUGCCACCCAGGGUUUUUCUCCAGUCAUUCAAGUUUGGACUGUUUCAUCUCCUGCCUCCACUUUCCCUUUUUAUUUUUAAAAGUAGAGAAUGUCUAUCUAAGGUUCCUAGGCAAAGGGUGAGCUGAAGUUGAAUGGGUACUUCACUUAAAAGUACUGAACUAAGAUCCUUUUCUAAGAGUUUUCUUUAGUGCACAGGCGAUGAAAGGAAGAUACUGAAAUUUAAAAGAAAUUGAAAGAGGAAGGGCAAUUCUGACAUGGCCUGCUAAAAUAGUUGACUUAAUCCUUACAUUUUUCUGAGGCUGGCAUUUCAUAUUUGAACCCAUGAUGUAUAAUUUCUGCACAUCUUUUAUUUUAUUUUUAAACUGUGCUGUUUUCCACUGAGUCUAGGUGAAGAGUAACCUGACGGUUACUCUUACCUGAAGGUGGCCACUCUUAGCCAUGGGGUGGACAAUCAUGACCAAGGCGUUUUGUGUCACAGUAGCUAUUGCACUAACAGUGCCUGGGGGAGCUACCCCUCAAUGUUACCUCUCGGCUGCCUUUGAGAGAAGCUGAAAAAAAGCCCCACUGAAAGGCACGGGGGCGUCUUUCACCAGCAGCACCGAACUCGUGUUCUCUCCGCACAAUCACCUGGAAAACACUACGAGCCAAUCCUGCCUUUCCAAGUGCUUCUGUUUUAGGUAGGGCGUGUUCCCUGUUUUAGGAGAUGGUUUUGCAUGCGCCUGUGUUUUACACGCGGAACUUGUAUUAUACAUUGCAUUACAUUGUUUAGAGUUUGUUUUACACGCGGAACUUGUAUUAUGCAUCCCAUUACAUUGUUUAGUUUGUAUUUUAUGCCGCGAAGCCGAAUAAACCGGUUUGAUUUGUA